AUGGAAGAGGUUACAGAUAUAGUGAACAACAUGGCGGUCGCUUCCCAGAAGAAGAACAGGAUUCGAGUUUCCAACACCAAGAAACCAUUGUUCUUCUUUGUCAAUCUCGCCAAGAGGUAUAUGCAGCAGUACAAUGAUGUGGAAUUGUCUGCCCUUGGGAUGGCCAUUGCAAACGUUGUUACAGUCGCUGAAAUACUCAAGAACAAUGGUUUUGCUGUUGAGAAGAAGAUCAUGACGUCAACGGUGAGUAUUAAGGAUGACUCAAGGGGACGCUCUGUGCCGAAAGCUAAGAUGGAAAUUACGCUUGGGAAGUCAGAGAAGUUUGAUGAACUAAUGGUUGCAGUUGAUGAAGAAACAGAAGCAGCAGAGGCUCAGGUGCAGAGCUGA
Molecule: messenger RNA, 387 nt
Organism: Eruca vesicaria subsp. sativa (arugula)
Lineage: Eukaryota; Viridiplantae; Streptophyta; Magnoliopsida; Brassicales; Brassicaceae
Source: the annotation of a GenBank genome assembly